Molecule: messenger RNA, 1490 nt
Organism: Quercus lobata
Lineage: Eukaryota; Viridiplantae; Streptophyta; Magnoliopsida; Fagales; Fagaceae
Product: 7-deoxyloganetin glucosyltransferase-like
Exons: 2
Coding region: 30-1487 (485 amino acids)
Molecular function (GO): quercetin 3-O-glucosyltransferase activity; quercetin 7-O-glucosyltransferase activity
Source: RefSeq, a predicted model, not a curated record
UUGUGUGUGUAUUUCGGAGAGAGAGAAAGAUGGGUUCCAUAACGGGAGCUACAGCUACUAGACCUCAUGUUGUUUGUGUCCCAGUCCCACUACAAGGUCACAUUACUCCAAUGCUCAAGCUUGCAAAACUCCUCCACCAUAAAGGCUUUCACGUCACUUUUGUACACACAGAGUACAACCGCAAACGCUUGCUUAGGUCCAAAGGCCCCAACGCCCUUGAUGGAUUGCCAAACUUUCACUUCGAAACCAUUCCUGAUGGCCUCCCACCAUCAGACGCAGAUGUCAGCCAAGACGCUGCCUUGCUUUGCGACUCCACCUCAAAGAAUUGCCUAGUCCCAUUUUGUAACCUCCUUUCCAAACUCAACGACACUUCGUCUUCGAACGUGCCACCUGUGACUUGUAUUAUCUCUGAUGGUUGUAUGUCUUUCACUCUUGAUGCUGCUGACAAGUUUGGAAUUCCAGACGUCCAAUUCUGGACACCUAGUUCGUGCGGCUUCUUGAGCUAUAUGCAUUUUCGCCAUCUAGUUGAACGAGGUUUAAUACCACUCAAAGAUGCAAGCUAUCUAACAAAUGGAUACUUGGAAACAAAAAUAGAUUGGAUACCAGGAAUGAAGACCAUUCGUCUUAAGGAUCUUCCGAAUUUCAUAAGAACUACAGAUGAGAACGACAUCGUACUCAAGUUCGUCCUCCAUGAGACCGAGAGGACUUCUAGAGCUUCAGCAAUCAUUUUGAACACAUUCGACUCCUUUGAACAGGACGCGUUGGAUGCUUUAUCCUCCAUGCUUCCCUGUAUAUACACCAUUGGACCACUUUUAUUGCUUGCUGAUCAGAUUGAGGAUGACAAUUUGAAAUCAAUAAAUUCCAAUCUAUGGAAAGAAGAACUAGGGUGUGUGGAAUGGCUAAAUUCAAAAGAACCCAACUCUGUAGUUUAUGUAAAUUUUGGAAGUAUAACUGUUAUAACACCUCAACAGCUCAUAGAAUUUGCUUGGGGUUUAACAAACAGUGAAAAACCCUUCUUAUGGGUUAUAAGGCCUGAUCUUGUGGUAGGUGAUAUAGCUAUUGUUCCACCUGAAUUUGUUACUAGAACUAAAAAUAGAGGCAGGUUAGCAAGUUGGUGUCCUCAAGAACAAAUCCUAAGGCACCCAUCAAUUGGGGGUUUUUUGACGCAUAAUGGGUGGAAUUCAACACUUGAAAGUGUGUGUAGUGGAGUGCCAAUGCUCUCUUGGCCCUUCUUUGCAGAGCAACAAAUCAACUGUAUAUACUGUUGUACUGUAUGGGGCAUCGGGAUGGAGAUAGAUAAUAAUGUUCAAAGAGAUGAAGUGGAGAACCUUCUUAGAGAGCUAAUGGAUGGCAAAAAAGGUAGUGAAAUGAAGAAAAAAGUACUAGAGUGGAAGACAAAGGCAGAGGUAGCUACCAGACCUGGUGGAACUUCUUAUCAGAACUUGGACAAAUUGAUUGCGGAAGUUCUCCUAACUAGAAAUGUUUGAACC